Exophiala spinifera is the source of this 1245-nucleotide messenger RNA. RefSeq lists its product as uncharacterized. The transcript has 2 exons. NCBI's taxonomy places the organism in Eukaryota, Fungi, Ascomycota, Eurotiomycetes, Chaetothyriales, Herpotrichiellaceae. Bases 1 to 1245 code for a protein of 414 amino acids. The record is from RefSeq and is a predicted model, not a curated record.
AUGGCUAUGCAAUACAUCAAUUACAUCAAGGCCAAGGCGCAUUUGGCGACGUCUAAACCAUCGGAGACGCCUGUGCUUUCCGAAGAAGACGAACAGUUCUUGGAUCGAAUCACUUCAGCGGAGAACCCUCCGCCCUUGCCUGCUCGGCCGGAUGUCGUAGCAUCGAUCAAGGACGCUCAGACAGCCCUUUUGGAUGGCGCUCAGAACAUCCCUCUACCAGAAACACCAAAUGAGGUUAGUCAAGAGCCUUUGAUGAUUCAGGAUGGUGCAGGAGGUGCAGAUGCCACCGAACCCACAUCCAAAUCCAAAGCCACCUGGAGCUGGCUUCGGCGUGACAGUCGUGAAAUCCGACAACAGGGACGUGAAGCCACCGCAGCUGGACUCGAUGACAUUGUGGCCAAUCUCAAAAAGGCAGACGAGGAAGAGAGCGAAGAGGUCAAGGAGGCCAAGAGAGAAGAAGAGGACAUGACCAUUGUCCUGGAAAGGCUCAACCUGGCUGCCAUCAACAAUCGUGUUUUCUCCAUUAGUGACGAAACCCAAGAACUUCUCCAGAAAUUCAACCAAGUCUUCAAAGACCUCAUCAACGGAGUGCCCACGGCUUACGAUGAUCUGGAGAAGCUUCUGAGAAAUGGUGACCGACAAUUGCAGAAGACGUUCAACUCGUUGCCUGGGUUUCUGCAGAAGCUCAUUGAGAAGUUGCCUGAGACGAUGACUAAAGGGCUUGCUCCAGAAAUCAUGGCGGCUGCGGCAGAGAGAGCUUCCAAGAGUGGUAUGAACGUGGAAAACGCUGGCAAAGCUGCUGCUGCUGCUUCGAAACUCGGGUUCAAGACACCUUCGCUCAAGGAGUUGACGGGGAAGCCUGCCGCGAUCGCGGGAAUGCUUCGCUCCAUCAUCGGCUACUUGCGAGCAAGGUUUCCGGCCUUUAUGGGAGCUAACGUGCUAUGGUCGCUGGCAUUGUUUGUGCUACUUUUCGUUUUCUGGUACUGUUACAAGAGGGGAAAGGAAACACGACUCGAGAAAGAGCGCAACCUUACGGAAGAGGAAGUGGAAAAGCUGGAUGCUGAAUUCAAAACCGAACAUGGCGACGCAAUUCCAACUACAACAGCAGAAGCGGGAGCGCCCAUCGAAGAAGUCCAGGCUGGAGUCAGAGAAGUCGAGGCUCUCAAGGCAGCAGGUCUGGAGGAAGAUGCCGUGAACGAGAAGCCAGUGGAUCCGGCCAUUGUUCCUCCGGUCACUGUCCCUUGA